Diatraea saccharalis (sugarcane borer) is the source of this 1176-nucleotide messenger RNA. The record is from the annotation of a GenBank genome assembly. Lineage: Eukaryota; Metazoa; Arthropoda; Insecta; Lepidoptera; Crambidae.
ACUCGUCUUUGGCCUGUGGGAUAAAAAAGUUACGGCAAAAAUGCAUUAUAUUAUAAAAGAAAAAUGCAAUAAAUGAAUUGAACUUGCAUUGUUGAUGAUAGAUAAAUAUUUCGUUUUAUAAUAGUGAAACUUUGACUAACAACUACACGCAAAAUGUUUUCGACAAGUUCUCAAAAAAAGUUUUGGACUUUUGGUGAUGAAAAUGAAUUGGUGUGCCUUCGUGAAAAACACAAUUUACAGUUUAUUAUGAAACACGGCGCCCACAUUGAUGAAUACCAACGAUAUAAUUUCUUCCUUACACCUGACGAAGAAAGGCUUUUACUAAAGCAAUAUGAGCUUCAUAUGAAAGAAUUCUGCAAGAGGUUUAAUCCUCCAAUGCCAAAAGGUGUAGUCGGUACAUCAUUUCAAUAUUUUAAAAGGUUCUAUUUGUACAAUUCGUCAAUGGAUUAUCAUCCCAAGGAAAUUCUAGCCACAUGUGUUUAUUUAGCUUGUAAGGUAGAAGAAUUUAAUGUCUCCAUAGGACAGUUUGUAGCAAAUAUAAAAGGAGAUAGAGAAAAAGCCUCUGAUAUAAUCCUUAACAAUGAACUUUUAUUGAUGCAACAAUUAAAUUAUCAUUUGACAAUUCAUAACCCAUUCAGGCCUGUAGAAGGCUUCCUUAUUGAUAUCAAGACUCGAUGUUCUCUUGCUAAUCCUGAGAGGUUACGAAGUGGUAUUGAUGAAUUUCUAGAAAAAGUAUUUUUGACAGAUGCUUGUUUACUAUAUGCUCCAUCACAGAUUGCCCUUGCUGCUGUGUUACAUGCAGCGAGCAAAGAGCAAGAGAACUUAGAUAGUUAUGUGACAGACAUGCUGUUCAGAGAUGCCGGACCUGACAAACUUGCAAUCUUGAUAGAAGCUGUUCGUAAGAUACGUUCCAUGGUUAAGAUGGUAGAGAGUCCAGCAAGAGAAAAGGUUCGGUUAAUAGAGAAGAAAUUGGAUAGAUGUAGAAACCAAGAGAACAAUCCAGAUAGUGAGAUUUAUAAGAGACGUAUGAAAGAAGCUCUGGAUGAAGAUGAUCUUCCAUACACUGGUUCCAGCCGGAUGUCUCUAGACACAAGUGGAAUUAGUCAAGUGGCAACAUCUUAAUAUUGACUAUACUUUGACAUUUUGUAAGAUAUCAUAAUAAAUAGGUUUUACACU